UUUCAACACAUAAGGUCGCCUCGUUUUAAACAUCCGUUCGUAUGUGGUAUAAAAGAGCAUAUUUGCCACGAUUUAACGUUAGUCUUAAAAUUCUAUAACACAGAUCUGCAGAAAAUACUUUUUAAUUGAAAAAUGUUUAAAUUGGUGGUGCUUUUUGGUAUUUUAGCUGUGGUAGCUGCUAAACCUGGUUAUUUAGGAGCUGGAUAUUUAGGAGGUGGGCAUUUAGAAGCUGGUUACGGGCAUGCUCCAUUAAUUUCCAUUCCAUCUGCGGUUAGUUACCAAGAAAGAACCGAUGUAUUCAGUAAACCAAUAAUUACAACUUAUGCUAGUCACGCCCCGGUAAUUACUUAUUCUGAUCCCGUUUACGCUUAUGGUUAUCACAACCCGUUACAUCUGAAGUCUUAUGGAUAUGGCGAUGCAUAUCAUUAUUAUUAAAAAUGAAGAAAUGUGAUUAAUCGAUUGAUUUAAUUAAAACUUGUUGGUGAAAUAAA
Molecule: messenger RNA, 491 nt
Organism: Onthophagus taurus
Lineage: Eukaryota; Metazoa; Arthropoda; Insecta; Coleoptera; Scarabaeidae
Source: RefSeq, a predicted model, not a curated record